Sclerotinia trifoliorum is the source of this 3271-nucleotide messenger RNA. The record is from the annotation of a GenBank genome assembly. NCBI's taxonomy places the organism in Eukaryota, Fungi, Ascomycota, Leotiomycetes, Helotiales, Sclerotiniaceae.
UAUGAUUGGUCAAUGAAAGCCUUCAAGCUGCUUUCCAUCAUCGGAACAUUACAUUCAUUCAUAGCUUUGUAUUAAUUAUGCAACUUUCCCAGCAAAACCUAAAAAUACUAAUUUUUAAGACUUGACACCGAUAUUAUCAUCCUCUCACCUUCUUCCCUUGUUAUAGUCAGCGACUUCCUCAUUUGGUGAUAUCCUCGUUCCUUCUUCAAACGAGCAAAACUCACUGGUUCGGCGUAUAUACUUAGGUACACUCUCUUCAUGCGCCUCCUGUUUACAAUUACCCACUCCCAACCUCUGCGUCGCUGCAAACUCGAUUAUUUACUCAUGCGCAGACAUUGAAAGGUCCUCGAUUGUUAUAGAUGCUGAUUAUUAAGGAUUUAAAAACAGGUACUCAACGUUGGUUAUCGCAGACCAACAGCCCUGCAAGCGAAUACAAUUUCCCACCUGGAACCAUCAUCAUGAAGUUCGGUGAGCAGCUUCGGUCGAGUGUGAUUAAAGAGUAUCAAUGGUACUAUAUCGCAUACGAUGAACUAAAAGAGAAGCUCAAGACUCCAUAUGUUUCCACUCCAAACAAAAACAAGUCAAGCUCGAAAAGAGUAGAAUGGACGGAAGCGAAUGAGAGAGAGUUCAUUGAUCUUAUGGAGGCAGAGCUAGACAAGGUGCACACCAAACAGAAACUGAAGGCUAUCGAAAUUAGUCGAAGAAUUGCAAACGCGGAUAGAGAGGUUAGUGAAGUGGUCGGGAGGUUAGAUUCGAGAGGACCUGAACGUAGCAACGGGUCGGCAGAUUCUGAUGUUCCUACGGAGGAAGAGUUUAUGUUAUUGGAGGAAGAUUUGAGCGACAUUAUCGCCGAUGUCCAUGACUUGGCCAAAUUCGUGCAGUUGAACUAUACUGGGUUCCAAAAGAUCAUCAAGAAGCAUGACGUAAGUUUGUUGGUUAUAUGUAUACCGCCCCAGCUAACCUUUGCCAGAAAACUACCAAGUGGAUGCUAAAACCUGUGUUUGCGACAAGAUUAAAGGCGAAACCUUUCUUCAAAGAUAACUAUGAUGCGGAUAUUGUUAAGCUGUCAAAAUUAUAUGACUUGGUCAGAACGAGGGGAAAUCCAGUACAGGGUGACAGUUCGGCAGGUGGAAGUCAAGCCAGUUUCAUCCGACAAACAACCAAAUACUGGGUGCAUCCCGAUAACAUCACUGAGUUAAAACUCAUCAUAUUGAAGGUAAAGUCAUUAUGACUACCCCUGUAACACGCGCUAACUUUACCUAGCACUUACCCGUCCUUGUCUUCAAUGCCAGUAAAGAAUUUGAAGCAAAAGAUUCUGCGAUCACUUCGAUUUAUUACGACAACCCCGAUACCUGGGAGCUAUACGAGGGUCGACUCAAGAAAAGCGAAGGGGCAGAGGCAAUUCGUCUGAGAUGGUACGGUGACAUCGACAAUGAGCACAUUUUUGUGGAAAGAAAAACACAUCGAGAGGAUUGGACGGGAGAAAAAUCGGUUAAAGCAAGAUUUGGGAUCAAAGAAAAGAACGUCAAUGCGUACAUGAAGGGAGAAAUCCUACCUGCUGCUAUUUUUGAGAAAGCUCGCAAAGAGGGCAAGAAACCCCUGAAAGCCAUUGAGGAGGACGAGAGGCUUGCUAGGGAAGUUCAGUACUCGGUUCUCAAGAAAGGUUAUGUACCUGUCUGUCGAUCAUUCUAUAACCGUACAGCUUUCCAAUUGCCGGCCGAUGCAAGAGUUCGUAUCUCCUUAGAUACUGAAUUGACCAUGGUGAGAGAAGAUAACCUUGACGGAAGAAGGCGUGCUGGUGACAACUGGCGAAGAAUGGAUAUCGGUAUUGACUAUCCAUUCAGUCAAUUACCCGCGGAAGACGUCGAAAGAUUCCCCUACGCAGUCCUUGAAGUGAAGCUACAGACUCAAGCUGGCCAAGAACCACCUGAGUGGGUACGAGAACUCAUUUCUAGUCAUCUUGUUGAGGCUGUUCCUAAGUUCUCAAAAUUUAUCCAUGGUACGGCGACUCUCUUCCCGACUCGCAUAAAUCUUAUACCAUUCUGGAUGCCACAGAUGGAUGUAGACAUCCGCAAGCCAGUUACUCAGCAUUUUGGUAUCAAACGACCAGGCCAUUCAAACCCAAGUUCUACGAGUGAUGACGACGACGACGAUGAUUCUGAUGACGAGGAUUUUAAUUUCAAUCAGUCUGGGUCCGGGGCUAUUGCCGCUGCUUCCGAGAAUCUCCGACGACGCAACCAUGAAGCACGAGGCAAUAACCUUGAUGAAGAGGAAAUUUCCAACAUGCCAUUGUUGGAAGAAGACUACAUCUACGAUACUGACGAUGAGGAUUCCCUCGACAAUCGUCCAUUCGAGAGGCACAGAAAACUUGGCGGUCUUGCCUUUAUAACAGAAGGCAUCAAGAAUUAUGCCAAAUCUGCAGCGCAUCAAUUAUCUCGAGGAAUUCAUUCCUUAAGCCCUACCCCUAGAGAUCCAAUGGAUAGUAACAAUGCUACAUUUACAGCUCUAAGAAAUGGUGGUGGUAAGGUUGUGGCUAAGAAGUUCAAAGCCCCGCCUGGAAAGAAGAUUCAUGUACCGGUUCGUGUUGAGCCAAAGGUAUAUUUUGCCGCUGAGAGAACAUUUUUGACCUGGGUACGUAUCCAUUUCGUUACCUUCCAUUUUUCCCACAAUCCGCUAACACAGUUGUUUCUUUUAGCUCGAAUUCUCAAUCUACAUUGGUACAAUUGCCGCCACACUCGUCAAUUUUGGAACAAAACCCACAGCGAUAUCCUUCAUUGCUGCGGGAUUUUUCUCCAUAGUAGCUAUUAUGAGUUUGUCCUAUAGUGUGGGUAUGUAUUUGUAUAGGAGUAAUAGUAUUAGGCAGAGGAAGAACAUCAAGUAUUAUGAUGCUUGGGGACCGAGUAUCUUGUGUACGUCGCUAUUUGCGGCGGUGGUGGUUAAUGCCGCGUUUCAAUUAAAUGUCAAGGAGUGAGACGGAGGAAUGUUGAAACUUACAGGCAUGACUUGGAGAGAAGGGAAAGGAGAGUUAGGGAAGAGGAACUGAAAUGUACAAAACAAACCUGUUAAUAUGGAGAUGGAUGGACAUGGAGAUUGUAAUACAUGAGAAUGGAUGGUGUAAUUGCUGAGAGGGGGGAGGUGAAUGGACAUGGAAAUGGAAUUGUUCAUCAGAAAUGAGAAAGUCAUUUGUGAGGAGACACUCUUGGAAUUUGUAUUUAUGAGAUUAAUUACUUGAAUAUAUAUACACGCAUACACAUACAUAUAUAUAUACCUA